AAAAUAAAAUACUACUGCUACAUCUGUCAGUGUCAUAAUUUUGGCAUGGUAGGGUUAUGUUAGUUCAAAUAAAAAUAUAUUAUUCUACGUAUUCGACACUGUCUGUUUUAGCAAAUGCUAAACAAUUUGAAACUUCUAGUGAACACAAGUUAAUUAGAAAUCGUAUCCUGCCAUGUCUGGACCUAUUCAGGAUGUCGUUGAAGAAGACGCGGCAGAUCUGCAGUUUCCCAAAGAAUUUGAAAAUGCUGAAACCCUACUGAUAUCCGAGGUUGACAUGUUAUUGGAACAUAGAAAGGCUCAAAAUGAAUCUGCUGAAGAAGAACAAGAGUUUUCUGAAGUAUUUAUGAAGACACUAACUUAUACAAACAUGUUCAAAAAGUUCAAAAAUAAAGAGACAAUAGCUGCUGUCCGGAACUUACUACAAUCUAAAAAGCUACACAAAUUUGAAGUAGCUAGUUUAGCAAAUUUAUGCCCAGAAACUCCAGAGGAAGCUAAAGCUUUGAUACCGUCACUAGAAGGAAGAUUUGAAGAUGAAGAACUUCGUAUUUUAUUAGAUGAUAUACAGACAAAAAGAAGUUUGCAGUAUUGACAUAUUAUUAUCAUUAAUUUAUACAAAAUUUAAGACUGAAAAUAUCAUAAAGAUAUCUCAUGAAAUAUGUAUAUUAUUUAUCAAGAAUGGCCUAUUAUCAAUUAAACAUUAAACAUACCAAAUAAAAAAUCAAUUAAAAUUGAGGCAUUGAUCAUUCCAGCAAUACUAAAUCUUUAGAUAUAGUAUUAAUUGACUUGGUCAGUUGCACAUUCAUUAAGGUUUAAUGAUGACUUUAAGCUCUAAAUAUCGCUUUAAACUAAUAACUAUUUUAAUGUAUGUUUGUACAACUGACUGUUAGUAAUCUGUAGUUAUAGUAAAUUUCAAGGAUCCAUAUAGUCAUUUAAUCCUCAAUUUUCUAUCUGAAACAAAGCAGUUUCAUACUAUGGUUAUUAAAAGGUAUAAAAUU
Diatraea saccharalis (sugarcane borer) is the source of this 995-nucleotide messenger RNA. The record is from the annotation of a GenBank genome assembly. NCBI's taxonomy places the organism in Eukaryota, Metazoa, Arthropoda, Insecta, Lepidoptera, Crambidae.